AUGGCCGCGCUGCUCUUGGGCGCGGUGCUGCUGGUGGUUCAGCCGCAGCUCGUGCCUUCCCGUCCUGCCGCCCCAGGCACCCAGGACCCGGGGCAGCCCCGCCAGCCGGAGCUGCUGCGCAAGGCGGCCGCGCUGGUGGACGAGCCGGUCCCGGACGGCGUGGCGCCCAACGGCUCGGUGCGCCAGCUGCCGCAGACCAUCAUCAUCGGCGUGCGCAAAGGCGGCACACGCGCGCUGCUGGAGAUGCUCAGCCUGCACCCGGACGUGGCGGCGGCCGAGAACGAGGUGCACUUCUUCGACUGGGAGGAGCACUACAGCCACGGGCUGGCCUGGUACCUGAGCCAGAUGCCGCUGGCGGCGCCGCACCAGCUCACGGUGGAGAAGACGCCCGCGUACUUCACGUCGCCCAAAGUGCCUGCGCGCGUGCACAGCAUGAACCCGGCCAUCCGGCUGCUGCUCAUCCUGCGCGACCCCUCGGAGCGCGUGCUGUCCGACUACACCCAAGUGUUCUACAACCACAUGCACAAGCGCAAGCCCUACCCGGCCGUGGAGGAGGUGCUGGUGCGCGACGGCCGCCUCAACGUGGACUACAAGGCGCUCAACCGCAGCCUCUACCACGUGCACAUGCAGAACUGGCUGCGGUUCUUCCCGUUGCGCCACAUCCACAUCGUCGACGGCGACCAGCUCAUCAGGGACCCCUUCCCCGAGAUCCAGAAGGUUGAGCGCUUCCUCAAGCUGCCGCCGCAGAUCCACGCCUCGAACUUCUACUUCAACAAAACCAAGGGCUUCUACUGCCUGCGGGACAGUGGCCGGGACCGCUGCUUGCACGAGUCCAAAGGCCGGGCGCAUCCCCACGUCGACCCCAAACUGCUCCAGAAACUGCACGAGUACUUCCACGAACCAAACAAGAAGUUCUUCGAGCUGGUGGGCAGGACAUUUGACUGGCACUGA
Elephantulus edwardii (Cape elephant shrew) is the source of this 951-nucleotide messenger RNA. Its product is annotated as heparan sulfate glucosamine 3-O-sulfotransferase 1-like. The transcript has a single exon. Gene Ontology annotation, molecular function: [heparan sulfate]-glucosamine 3-sulfotransferase activity. Lineage: Eukaryota; Metazoa; Chordata; Mammalia; Macroscelidea; Macroscelididae. The record is from RefSeq and is a predicted model, not a curated record. The coding region runs from base 1 to 951 and encodes 316 amino acids.